GCCGUCCGCGUCGCUGCACCGCCUGCCGCCGCGGCCCCGCUCCAGCGAGACACGCAGCGCAAACAUGGCGCUGCUGACGCCCCUCUUCGCCUUCCUGUACCACCUGCCGCAGGUGUACAAGUGGCUGCUGAAGCCCUACUACGUGGCCUCCCUCUUCAUGUCGGUCGCCUUUCUGGUCGUUCGCAAAACGCCCGGAAUCUGCGACCAUCUGUCCACGCAGCGGGAGGACGGCAACUCCUGCGACUUCGACUGGAGAGAGGUGGAGAUCCUCAUGUUCCUCAGCGCCAUUGUCAUGAUGAAGAACAGGCGAGCAAUAACGGUGGAGCAGCAUGUGGGGAACAUCAUCCUCUUCAGCAAGGUGGCCAACGUCAUCCUCUUCUUCCGACUGGACAUCCGAAUGGGACUGCUCUACCUCACGCUUUGCAUAGUGUUUCUGAUGACUUGCAAGCCUCCGCUGUACAUGGGACCAGAAUACAUCAAGUACUUCGGCGACAAAACCAUCGACGAGGAGUUGGACAGAGACAGCCGUGUAACGUGGAUCGUGGAGUUCUUUGCCAACUGGUCCCCAGAGUGCCAGUCCUUCGCCUCGGUCUACGCCGACCUCUCUCUGAAGUACAACUGUGCUGGUCUGAAGUUUGGCAAGGUGGACAUCGGACGCUACGGAGAGGUGUCCAAAAAGUACAAGGUGUCAGCGUCUCCUCUGUCUAAGCAGCUGCCCUCCUUGGUGUUGUUCCAGGGAGGGAAGGAGUUGAUGAGACGCCCCCAGGUGGACAAGAAGGGUAGAGCGGUGUCCUGGAGCUUCACAGAGGAGAACAUCAUCAGAGAAUUCAACCUUAAUGAGCUCUACCAGAAAUCCAAGAAGCUUAACAAGGCCAAGGGGGGCCAUUUGGACAAGGCCAACCAGUCCCAGUUCCCACCUGUUCCGGAGGAGGAGGAGCCGGAGCAGGCGGGAGCCGAUGCCCAGGGGGAGGCAUCAGAAUCCAAGAAGGACAAAUAAGGUCGCUUGUUCCUCCUCUGUUGGGAUGCUGGGAAUGUCCA
Molecule: messenger RNA, 1038 nt
Organism: Lampris incognitus (smalleye Pacific opah)
Lineage: Eukaryota; Metazoa; Chordata; Actinopteri; Lampriformes; Lampridae
Gene: tmx2b
Product: thioredoxin-related transmembrane protein 2b
Exons: 8
Coding region: 65-997 (310 amino acids)
Biological process (GO): brain development
Cellular component (GO): membrane-bounded organelle
Molecular function (GO): disulfide oxidoreductase activity
Source: RefSeq, a predicted model, not a curated record